AUUUUCGUUGUUUACAUUUCUUGUUUUAUCUAUGGUUUCACCGUUCUCGCUUCGUUUUCUCUCGUUGUGUACUUUAUUGGUUACCGCCAAGAUAAAUAACUGUAUUUGAAAAAAUGAAUUAGCUAAGAGACAAUAAGAGAGUGAAGGUUCCUUGUGCAUAGGUUAUUGAAAAUGUCUACUGAUUUUUACAUACGUUAUUACGUGGGCCACAAAGGCAAGUUUGGUCAUGAGUUUUUGGAAUUUGAAUUUCGACCUGAUGGUAAACUCAGAUAUGCCAAUAAUUCUAAUUAUAAGAACGAUACCAUGAUUCGGAAAGAAGCGUAUGUGCAUCCUUGUGUCAUGGAGGAAUUGAAACGUAUAAUAGUGGAUUCCGAAAUAAUGCAUGAAGAUGAUCGACUAUGGCCACAACCAGACCGUGUCGGCAGACAGGAACUAGAGAUUGUGAUUGGAGAAGAACAUAUUUCAUUCACAACAUCUAAAACAGGAUCUUUGGUGGAUGUUAACCAAUCUCGAGAUCCUGAAGGUCUCAGAUGCUUUUACUAUUUGGUCCAGGAUCUAAAGUGUCUCGUAUUUUCUUUAAUUGGUCUACACUUCAAGAUCAAACCUAUAUAG
Messenger RNA from Zerene cesonia (dogface butterfly), 612 nucleotides. RefSeq names its product protein mago nashi. Gene Ontology annotation, biological process: RNA splicing. Gene Ontology annotation, cellular component: catalytic step 2 spliceosome; exon-exon junction complex; nucleus. Bases 172 to 612 code for a protein of 146 amino acids. The record is from RefSeq and is a predicted model, not a curated record. NCBI's taxonomy places the organism in Eukaryota, Metazoa, Arthropoda, Insecta, Lepidoptera, Pieridae. The transcript is spliced from 3 exons.